This is a messenger RNA of Lathyrus oleraceus (garden pea), 747 nucleotides long. RefSeq lists its product as uncharacterized. The transcript is spliced from 3 exons. Lineage: Eukaryota; Viridiplantae; Streptophyta; Magnoliopsida; Fabales; Fabaceae. Bases 1 to 747 code for a protein of 248 amino acids. The record is from RefSeq and is a predicted model, not a curated record.
AUGGACAUUCAUGGCUUCUCUGAUGCAGAUUGGGCCACUAGUAUUGAUGACAAGAAAUACAUGGUUGGUCAAUGUGCGUUCCUUGGUGAAACACUUGUUUCUUGGUCAUCAAGGAAGCAAAAUAUGGUAUCAAGAUCAAACACUGAAUCAGAAUAUAGAGCCCUAACUGACCUAGUUGCUGAAAUAGCAUGGAUUCAUUCAUUACUUGCUGAACUGAAACUCCCACUUCCAAGGAAACCCAUAUUGUGGUGUGAUAACUUGAGUGCAAAGGCACUAGCUUCAAAUCCUGUCCUCCAUGCUCGCUCCAAACAUAUUGAAAUUGAUAUUUACUAUAUCAGAGAUCAACAAAAGUUUGCAACAAAAAAAAACGACACGCGUAUUGAUGUGGCUAUAGAACUAGUAAAAUGUUUGAUCAAGUAUUUGAAAGAAUAUAGAGAAUCAGGUUUUAUAAAUGCUAAGGCUAGUGCUGAAAAGAUUGGGAAUAAAAUGGAGAUUGAAUGUGUGUUUAUUCAAAAACGUCAAAUUCAUAGAAAACAACACUAUGAUGAAAAUCCAUCUCAACCCACACAAUUGAGUCUUGAGUCUGCUGAAGAGUCUUUUCAGAAUCACUAUUUCUUAUAUAUUGUAGAUCAAACAAUUGACUCACUUGAUAUAAGAUUUGAGCAGGAAAAAGAUCAGAUCAAGAAGAAGAAGAAGAAGAAGAAGAAAUCUCUUUAUAGUGGUUUAUGUUUUGAUUAUAAGUAUUGA